Messenger RNA from Fraxinus pennsylvanica, 1191 nucleotides. NCBI's taxonomy places the organism in Eukaryota, Viridiplantae, Streptophyta, Magnoliopsida, Lamiales, Oleaceae. The record is from the annotation of a GenBank genome assembly.
AUGGCCAAAUCUCCAGAAACUGAGCACCCUGUCAAGGUUUAUGGAUGGGGUUCAAGAAACUCAUCUGGGGUCUUAGCUCCUAUCAAAUUCUCCAGAAGGGCGACCGGAGAGCAUGAUGUGCAGUUGAAAGUGUUGUAUUGCGGGAUCUGCCAUACGGAUCUUCAUGUGGUCAAGAAUGAUUGGGGCUUCACUCAGUAUCCAAUUAUUCCUGGGCACGAGAUUGUAGGUGAAGUAACUGAGGUUGGUAGCAAGGUGGAGAAAGUCAAGGUUGGGGACAAAGUGGGAGUAGGAUGUUUAGUUGGAUCGUGUCGCCAGUGUGAUCAGUGCACCAAUGAUCUUGAAAACUACUGUCCAAAAGUUAUAUGGACCUAUGGCUCGGUUUACACUGAUGGUACCCUAACACAAGGAGGUUAUUCUAAUUUAAUGGUUGUCGACGAGCAUUUCAUUGUUCUUUGGCCCGAGAACUUCCCCCUCGACGUUGGUUCUCCUCUCUUAUGUGCUGGAAUUACGACUUACAGUCCCUUGAGGUACUUCGGACUUGACAAACCGGGAAUGAAUAUUGGUGUUGUUGGGCUUGGCGGGCUUGGCCAUGUAGCUGUGAAGUUUGCCAAGGCUUUUGGUACUAAUGUUACAGUUAUCAGUACAUCUAUUAAUAAGAAGAAGGAAGCUAUUGAAAAACUUGGCGCAGACUCUUUUUUGGUUAGCCGUGAUCCGGAGGAGAUGAAGGCUGCAGCUGGGACGUUGGACGGAAUCAUCGAUACUGUAUCUGCUACUCACCCCCUUUCACCCUUAAUUAAUUUGUUGAAGCCUCAUGGAAAGAUGGUACUGGUUGGCGCACCGGCACAGCCACUCGAGUUGCCUGUGUUUCCAUUGCUUACAGGUAGAAAGACAAUAGCCGGCAGUGGAGUAGGAGGAAUGAAAGAAACGCAAGAAAUGAUCGAUUUUGCAGCAAAGCACAACAUAUUACCAGAUGUGGAGAUCAUCCCCAUUGAUUAUAUCAACAAGGCAAUGGUUCGCCUUGUGAAAUCUGAUGUUAAAUACCGGUUUGUUAUCGACAUUGCAAAAUCAUUGCGGCCCGAGUACCAGCUUCACAGUUUCAUGAAGUUUUGCAUGAAGUCGUGUGUUGUAAUAUUAUCAGUCUUCGUGACAUUUAUUUUGUGUGGUAUUAUAUUCCGAUUCAUGAGCUCAUAA